CGGAGUGGUCUAGGGCGGCAGCCUUGCGCCGACGCAGUGCGCUCACGGGGGCGGUCCCUAAGGCCGUGGGUUGUGGUUCCGGUUCCGUCUUUGAGACACGUGAAGGUCGGUGACUUGGUGCGGAGUUCUCGGCACGCGUGUUCGCGCCGGGAUGGAUUCGUCCUCGUCUUCCGCGGGAGGUCUGGGCGCAGUGGACCCACAGUUACAGCAUUUCAUUGAGGUGGAGACGCAGAAGCAGCGCUUCCAGCAGCUGGUGCACCAGAUGACUGAACUUUGUUGGGAGAAGUGCAUGGACAAGCCUGGGCCAAAGUUGGACAGUCGGGCUGAGGCCUGUUUUGUGAACUGCGUUGAGCGCUUCAUUGAUACGAGCCAAUUCAUCUUGAAUCGACUGGAACAGACCCAGAAAUCCAAGCCAGUCUUCUCAGAAAGCCUUUCUGACUGAUCUCAGCAUUACCUCUUUGGAAAAGGAAGGUAGUCCAAGAAAUGAAGAGCUGUUGAGGGAAUGAUUGAAGAAAUGGCUAUGGAGGAUUGACACCCACCUUUUCUCACUGUUGGGACAUCUUGUCAUUUGACAAUGAACAAAGACCAAUGUUUUGUGGGGGUGAAGCUUGAGGGUCACGUGUAUUUGGUUGUGUUUUUAAUGCUAAUCAUGUGAAAUUGACAAAUGGAAAACUAUUACAUGCAGAUUACUGUAUGUAGGGCUGUGCUUUUCUUAAGGUCUCCUUAACUGCUUUCUAUAAUAUUGAUAGUGGAAAUGCUUUCUGUAAUUUGAUAGUAGGACCACAUCUCUUUUGUGUGAAAUAAUUUCAGAUUUGAGGGAGAUCUUUGUGCAAGAAAAGGCAGCCGUGGGAGAAGAAUAACUUGGCACUUAACUGUGGGCCUCUUUAUCUACUGUUUGACCAUCAGUGCCAGAAAAAUGAUGGAGUGUUUAUAUAGUACACUUCAUCUUUCUAGGUUAACUUUCUUCCCUCCCUAUGAUUUACUUAAAUAUCUAUAUUGAAAUAAAUACCUAUAUUGAAAUAUGGUUUCAAAGAAGAAUUGGCAGCUUGAGAAUCUAGAGACCUUUAUAGUUAUAAAGGAAUCGAGUCAGUGAACUUAAUUCUCAUUACUAGACUGCCACAGGAAGAAAGUAUCUUACCCCAUAUAUCAGGAUAUGAAAAACUUUUAAAUGUGCCUAAAGAAAUUAUGAAACUUUAGGCUGGUCAGAAACUAACAGCAAUUUCAGGUAGGGGUGCAUGCCUGAUGUUAAUCAUUAGUGAUUCAAUUUAGUUCAUUCUUUGAUCAGUGAAAUAAAAGCUUCUACAAGACUCAACUUUGUAAUUGA
Molecule: messenger RNA, 1324 nt
Organism: Dipodomys ordii (Ord's kangaroo rat)
Lineage: Eukaryota; Metazoa; Chordata; Mammalia; Rodentia; Heteromyidae
Gene: Timm8a
Product: translocase of inner mitochondrial membrane 8 homolog A (yeast)
Exons: 2
Coding region: 152-442 (96 amino acids)
Source: RefSeq, a predicted model, not a curated record